Molecule: messenger RNA, 567 nt
Organism: Hansenula anomala
Lineage: Eukaryota; Fungi; Ascomycota; Saccharomycetes; Phaffomycetales; Wickerhamomycetaceae
Product: peroxiredoxin family protein
Exons: 3
Coding region: 1-567 (188 amino acids)
Biological process (GO): cellular response to oxidative stress; hydrogen peroxide catabolic process; cell redox homeostasis
Cellular component (GO): cytosol; mitochondrion; peroxisome
Molecular function (GO): thioredoxin peroxidase activity
Source: RefSeq, a predicted model, not a curated record
AUGUUACCUCAAAUUCGCUCCACUUUGUUCAGGUCUGCUGCUCCAUUAAGAGCCCAAGCUGUCCGUGGCUUUAGAUCUUGUGCUCCUUCUUUGAUCCAAGUUGGUGACUCUAUUCCAUCCGUCUCAACUUUGAGAGAAGGUUCUCCAGGUAAUGAAGUUGAUUUGGCUCAAUUGACCAAAACUGGUAAAAGCAUUAUUGUUGGUGUUCCAGGUGCCUUCUCUCCAGCUUGUUCAGCUAGUCAUGUUCCAGGCUACGUUAAGCAUAUCAAAGAAUUCACUGAUAAAGGCUACAAGAUCUUUGUCACUGCUGUCAAUGAUUCCUUCGUGACUAAAGCUUGGGGUGAUGAGCUUGCCAAAGACAGUGGAAUUCGUUUCAUUGCUGACCCUUCAGCUGACUUCUCAAAAGCUACUGAAUUGUCAAUUGAUGCCACACCAUUCUUUGGUGGUGUCAGAAACAAGAGAUUCGUCUUGAUUGUGGAAGACGGUAAAGUCAAGUCUGAAACCGUUGAGCCUGACAACUUUGGAUUAGAUGUCACCAAGGCUGAAGAGAUCUUGAAGCAAAUUUAG